GAACGAAAAACACGCCCCUCGCACGCGAUACACGAGGCAGGUUUGGGGGCUGGGGGAAAAACACAAAGGGGAUGCCGAGAUUAGAGCGUUGAAGGAAAGGGUGCGAUGAAGGGCAUGUUGUAUUUAUUGUAUCUUUGCACGAAUGGCCUCCUCCGUCUCGUUAUUACUUAUAAUCAGAACAUCAGCAUCAUGGACGACGGUGGCUUCCCGUUCAAGUUAGCAAUUCCGCGCUUCCUCGUAUCUCAUCUUCCAAGCUUCCAAGCUGUCAAACUAUCAAGCAUCAACUUCCAAGAUACAAGCUAUAAGCUUCUAGUGGGCAUCAUGACACGCAUCAUGCGUCUAGUGCCCACUCGCCCAUUGCCCAACCUCGCAAUGAGUCAUGCGAAAUGAGGAACAAGGAACAAGAAACCAGUCCUAACCGGAUUCAAUCUCUCGAAGCGAAUUAGCAAACCACUGGAUCUCGGCGUUGGGUUGUUGGUCGUGCUCGGC
This is a messenger RNA of Serpula lacrymans var. lacrymans S7.9, 489 nucleotides long. RefSeq lists its product as uncharacterized. NCBI's taxonomy places the organism in Eukaryota, Fungi, Basidiomycota, Agaricomycetes, Boletales, Serpulaceae. The record is from RefSeq and is a predicted model, not a curated record. The transcript is spliced from 2 exons. Bases 106 to 390 code for a protein of 94 amino acids.